Macrosiphum euphorbiae (potato aphid) is the source of this 417-nucleotide messenger RNA. Lineage: Eukaryota; Metazoa; Arthropoda; Insecta; Hemiptera; Aphididae. The record is from the annotation of a GenBank genome assembly.
AUGACAUCACGGAAUAUUGUAAUGGCUUUAAGCAAAUUAAAGCCAGAUGUUUACGAAAAAUCAAUAAUUUUUUUAAAGGAUUUCAUCGAAAUUAUGACACACUUAGAAGUAGGAAAUAAAAGAUCUUGGAAACCCUCUCAGUGUGGUUCUAUAUUAUCAACUACAUCAAUAUUAGAUCUUCAAAACAUAUAUUUAAAUGAAAAAGGAUUUCACUUUCUACUUACAUCUAGAUUUACUCAAGAUUGCUUGGAAAAUCUUUUUAGUGUUUUAAGAGCUAAAAAUAUUAUUCCUAAUGCCUUGCAAUUCAAAAACGAUUUAAAGUUAAUAUCUGUAUCUCAGUAUCUUAAAGAUGUGUCUAGAGGUAGCUAUGAUGAAGAUGAUCGAAACAUUUUAUCAGGAUUUAUAUGUUUUAGAUAA